Molecule: messenger RNA, 2144 nt
Organism: Protomyces lactucae-debilis
Lineage: Eukaryota; Fungi; Ascomycota; Taphrinomycetes; Taphrinales; Protomycetaceae
Product: type II protein arginine N-methyltransferase Skb1
Exons: 1
Coding region: 66-1850 (594 amino acids)
Biological process (GO): peptidyl-arginine N-methylation; regulation of DNA-templated transcription
Cellular component (GO): cytosol; nucleus
Source: RefSeq, a predicted model, not a curated record
UAAACAUCAUAACAAACCUUCUUCAGCUGCUUGCUGUACAAGCUUGAGGGAACCGUGCUGGAACUAUGCUUGAGAUCGGUGUGUGCUCUCAAGAUAGCUUGGAAUCGCUUCAUUCCCGCGGCUACGCAUUCAAUGUACUCGACAUCUGCCCCGAUGAGGUGGUCGACCAAGCUGGCGUUGCACUCGUUGCAUGUGGAGAUUUGCACUCCAUCGACUCGCUUAUUCGUCAAGAUUCAAUAGACAAGUUUGUGAACGAUAUAGGCUUCACACAGUUCCAUGGUAUGCAUCAAGUAUGCAUACAAGGACCGCAAUCGCAGCAAGAUGCACUUGUUUUCGCUCAGAGUAUCGCUCCUGUUCUGGAGCAGCACACCAUGCUUGAACUCAGCAUUCUUCUACCUCUGUGUCCAGCACCGCUCCUAGAUCAGAGCAAUGAAAUUGACGACAACACGUUGUCCACUUGGCACAUCUGGGACACCAUUCGCUCAGCAUGUUGCUAUGACCACAGGCUACACGUUGCUUUGCAGCUCCCGACAAGACUCCCUUCAGAGACAACGCGCAAUCGUUGGCUUUGCGAAGACGUGCGAAUGAUUUUUAUCUCUGCCAAUAUCUUUCUUGUCAAUUCAAAAGGCUAUCCUGUACUUCCAAAAGCUCAUCAAUCAUUUAUCGGCGCUGCGGCACGCUACUCACCAGCACUUGUACUUCAAGAUAUUGACAGACAUCAAAGACUUGGAGGAGAUGAUGCCUACCUGCAGUACCUUCGCUAUGUUCUCAAAAAUGUCCCUGAGCCGACACCGGCCGAGGCUAGCAUGGCAGGCUACCGAGACUUUCUGCAAACACCGCUGCAACCAUUACAGGACAAUCUACCUUCAGCGACUUACGAAGUUUUUGAACGCGAUCUCAUCAAGUACAAUCAGUACGAACUGGCCAUUACUCGAGCUCUACUGGAUCGGCCUCAUGACGAGCGAACCAUUGUAGCUGUCGUUGGCGCUGGGAGAGGGCCCUUGGUCGAUUGUGCGCUGAGAGCAGCAGAAUCUAGCGAGCAUGUCAUCAGCCUUAUGGUCAUCGAGAAGAAUCCUCACGCAGUACUCGGCUUAAAACGACGCCUCAAGCACGACUGGGCUGGACUGGACAUCACGUUGUUUGAAACGGACAUGCGCGACUGGAAUACCGAGGAAUAUGUCCACAUCCUUGUGUCAGAAUUGCUUGGCUCUUUUGCAGACAACGAGCUGUCCCCAGAAUGUCUCGACGGCAUCCAAGAUGUACUUUGCCCUGAGACUGGAGUCAGCAUACCUUGCCGCUAUACACCGUUUGUCAGUCCACUGAUGGCGCCCAAGCUGCACACGACAUUACUUCGAAGCUCGGAGACUACAGCGUUGGAGACUCCGUAUGUGGUGCUGCUGGAUCAAUGCUGUCAGCUGUCCACCGGGUUUGAGCCACUCUGGCAUUUUCACCAUCCACACAAUAACAUUUCGCUUACCAUGAAUAUUGGUGCAAACAAAUGUAAUAAGCGAUUUGGCAGGGUCACCUUUGAAAUCGAGGCUGCUGGCGUAUGUCAUGGAAUCGCGGGAUAUUUUGAAAGUAUACUCUACGAUGAUGUGGAGUUGUCCACUGUACCGGAUACGAUUGCGCUCAAGUCCCCAGAGAUGCAAUCUUGGUUUCCCAUCUUCUUCCCACUCAAGACUGCAAUUCAAGUGCCUGCAGAAUCGACCAUGGAAGUGUGUUUUUGGCGUGAAACGGAUGGUAAAAAAGUGUGGUACGAAUACUGCGUCGAGAUUUUGUAUGCCGGUGCCAAGAUUUAUUCGAGUGCCAUCCACAAUCGAUUUGGCAGAGCAAAUGCUGCUUUACUGUGAGCGGGCUACACAUCUUGCAAGCGCUUCCUCUUUAAAUUGCUUGGCAGCUCGGAUCAAGCGAAGUUCUUUUCCGAGUUUCAACAUUGACAGUUCGACCGCCUCUGCAACGCAAAUUGGCUGUGCCAGUGCUUUUUCGAACGAGCACUUCUUUGCUCCUCGGAGUUCAUCUGUUGAUAUGACCGGAUCGUGUGCUCGUUUCAUUCUUCUUCUCAACCUCGGCAAUGUCGGAACAAUGCUCUGAGCCGUCUCAAGUACAGCUGACCUUCCUUGGGAUGUUGGUCGUUAAGGCUUUCA